Messenger RNA from Macrosiphum euphorbiae (potato aphid), 753 nucleotides. Lineage: Eukaryota; Metazoa; Arthropoda; Insecta; Hemiptera; Aphididae. The record is from the annotation of a GenBank genome assembly.
AUGAACCCGUUCGCAGAGCUUUUUCACCGGAUCGCCCUGCUCGUCCUCACGCCCAAAUGCUACCAAGUGUUUUUCUACGAUUUGGAUUUCUUCAACGGUACUUGUAUAAGGUCUGCUCUCAGUAAAGGUCUUGGAUUUGGUAUAGUCGGCGGAUCUCUUUUAGUCAAACUUCCACAAGUUAUCAAAGUAUGGCAAAGCAAAAGUGCUGUUGGAAUUAGUUUGGUAAAUGUUUGCAUGGAUCUAUUUGCUGUCACAUCAAAUGUUGUGUAUAGCUAUUCUAGCCAAUUUCCAUUCAGCUCAUGGGGUGAUUCAUUGUUCAUACUAUUCCAAACAUUACUAAUUGUAAUAUUAGUUUUCUACUAUAACAUAUCUAAGAGGGCGGCUAGUGCUUUCGCAUUUAUUUAUUGCUCAUUAUUGUUCCUUCUCGUAUCUGAUAUUGUUCCAAAUUCUUUUCUCUGGAAUGCACAGUUUAUCAGUAUACCUUUAAUGUUUUAUGGCAAGAUGACUCAAGGCUAUGUGAAUUUCCAAAAUAAAAGCACUGGGCAAUUGUCAAUGGCUACAUCUAUUCUUUUAUUUUUAGGAUCAUCUGUACGCGUAUUCACAUCCGUGCAAGAAACUGGAGAUAAUCUUUUAAUUUGGAGUUUUGCUCUUGCAUCUAUUGCUAACUUUAUAAUUGUUACUCAAUUUUAUUGCUAUAAAUCAGGGUCCCCUGUUAAGACUAAAAAAAAAACAAAAAAGAAUAAAAGAGCAUAA